AUGGAAUACCAUGAUAAGAGCUUACUGGCAGCUUGUGUGAUGGUUUUAGGAGAUGAGAAAGGAUCUACAAUGGAAGCAACUUUGCCGCGUGAUGUUGUUCUUCCAAAAGGAAUCGAUCUCAAAGAAGCUGAUUGGUUUGAGAUAUAUAAUUUCAAAUUAAUUAGAGUCAUCGAGUUGGUAAGACCAACAAGGAGCAAAUACAGUAUUAAGUUCACUCAGGCAACAUCUUUCAGAAAGAUUCAACCCAUCGUUGAUUCUAAUUUUCUGCGGCUUGCGAACUUUACAGCAGUUUUCAAAGGACACUCGCAUCCAAUGUACUGUAUUGAUCUUCGUGGAGCUAUGGUUGCUGUGGGGGAGUUGCAACAACUUCAGGAACUAGGACCUGGCGAGAUAUAUUCUUAUCAGAAUACAAGGAUGGAGUUCACUUUGGUUAAUACAGAGUUCGAACCUCUCAUUUUUACUCUUCUUUUAGUUUAGGACCUCAUCUUAGUUUUUUCGUAUACAACAACAUGCUACCUAAACAAUGCAUUUCAAGUUAAGAAACUUAAGAUGUGUUGCAUAUGGCAAGGAAGCAGUGACUUUGAGUGAGUACUACCAUAACUCACGUGCUCCAGUGGAUGUGUGUGUUUUGAGGGCCUGGAGAAUCCAUUGGGGAGAAGGUGGUUUCCGAUAUGUAACCAACCUCGAAGGCUGUUCUCAAGUCGUAUGUGAUCAUGACAUGGAUGAAAUACAAAACUUCAAAUCGAAGUAAGUGUUCUA
Eruca vesicaria subsp. sativa (arugula) is the source of this 759-nucleotide messenger RNA. Lineage: Eukaryota; Viridiplantae; Streptophyta; Magnoliopsida; Brassicales; Brassicaceae. The record is from the annotation of a GenBank genome assembly.